Messenger RNA from Suillus subaureus, 806 nucleotides. RefSeq lists its product as uncharacterized. Lineage: Eukaryota; Fungi; Basidiomycota; Agaricomycetes; Boletales; Suillaceae. The transcript is spliced from 11 exons. The record is from RefSeq and is a predicted model, not a curated record. Bases 224 to 721 code for a protein of 165 amino acids.
GGAGCAGGUACCAGGGAUCUCACAGGUGUCCGAAGUCAUAGAUGCCAUACAUAGUUGCAUGCAUACCACCAGCAUUAGCUGCGCGUCUGCUCCGCCUCGACUAGUGCAUCCUGUGACUACAUUAAGGUCCAAUUGAUAGAUCCACCAUGAUCAUCAUGCCCAGCCAAAUGGUAACAAUGUUCACAGCCUCCCCUUGAUCGGUUCCCGGUUCAUUCAUAAGAAGAUGAAAAAAGUGUGCACGCGAAACUUGGGCUCCUAUUGCUCGAGCGAAUAUCUGCAGAUGGAAUAUUCGGUUGACGAUAUCGCAACGGCCAAGAAUUUGCAAUUCUUAGCAUACAUUUACAUAUCGACGGCGACGUUCUGGACCUAUGAUUUUGUAUGUUCACUUCACGAAGAGUGGACAUUCCUACUCCGAUCACGCUGGACAAAGGUAAAAGGCCUUUAUACCAUUGCACGGUAUGUACCAUUUGUCCUGAUUAUCUUGGACUUAUGCUUGGCCUUGACCCAAAACGAGAAUCCAAAGAAAUGCCAGAUAUUGAACAAUAUUUCCUCAUUUUUUGCAGUGAUAUCACUCACUUUCUCUGAAUGCUUUUUUAUUCUCAGAACGUAUGCACUCUGGAACAACAACAGAAUCGUACUCGUAGCCAUGCUGUCCGCCCUUUUUCCAGGUAACCAUCGUAUCGUCCAUCGCCAUUUUGCUUGUCACCGGUGCUCCUUCUGAUGUCACGACUGGCGCGAUCCCAUGCAUCCAAGGCUGCUCCUGGAGCUCACACGACAUUCGAUUAUUCUUGCCUUUCAUCCUCGCG